AUGUCGAAUUCGAAAAUCCAAUCAAAAAUCCAACCCCUCUCGUGUGAACCCGGUCACUACCUAGACCUCGACAGCCAGCACUGUCGUCCCUGUAACCCUGGAUUCUUCAGUUUGGGAGGUGGUAUCAGAUACGAGGAGUUUGUCACAUUACCCAGUGGUUUCUCGGUGGAUAAUAUGGAUUCCAACCCGGAUACACAGUUUUCAAGUCAGCAAAGUCAAGUGGUGGAAUGUCCGAAAGAAGCCGGCUGGGUUUCCAAGGACGGCGAGUUGAUCUACAUACCCACUCCAUGUGUCUCCAGAUUGUCAUUUUCUGCAAACUUGGUCCGGCCAGGAUCGAUAUGA
Messenger RNA from Caenorhabditis remanei, 342 nucleotides. RefSeq lists its product as uncharacterized. Bases 1 to 342 code for a protein of 113 amino acids. The transcript is spliced from 3 exons. Lineage: Eukaryota; Metazoa; Nematoda; Chromadorea; Rhabditida; Rhabditidae. The record is from RefSeq and is a predicted model, not a curated record.